Mercenaria mercenaria is the source of this 1482-nucleotide messenger RNA. RefSeq lists its product as uncharacterized. The transcript has a single exon. The record is from RefSeq and is a predicted model, not a curated record. Bases 1 to 1482 code for a protein of 493 amino acids. Gene Ontology annotation, molecular function: nucleic acid binding; zinc ion binding; aspartic-type endopeptidase activity. Gene Ontology annotation, biological process: proteolysis. NCBI's taxonomy places the organism in Eukaryota, Metazoa, Mollusca, Bivalvia, Venerida, Veneridae.
AUGGCCGUAUUCGGGAAAAUAGACGAGUUUAACCUUUAUGGCGAAAACUGGGACGAAUACGAGGAAAGAUUAAUGCAUUAUUUCAUUGCCAAUAAAAUCGACGACAAUGAUAUUAAAAGGUCCAUACUGUUGUCGGUGGCAGAUGCAAAGACCUACAGUUUGAUUAGGAAUUUGUUCUCGCCGGAAGAGCCGAGUGAUAAAUCCUUCGACGAUCUGAAAAAACUUAUCAAAGACCAUCUGAAACCAAAACCUCUGAUAAUUGCUGAACGAUUUAAGUUUCAUCACAGAAAACAAGGAGAGGGAGAAGGUGUUAGUCAGUAUUUAGCAGAAUUGAGAAAAUUGAGUGAAAAUUGUGAAUUUAAAGAGUUUCUUGAUGAGGCACUUCGAGAUAGAUUUGUUUGUGGGUUAGCUGCACCAUCAAUUCAAAAGAAGCUACUGUCUGAAGAUAAAUUGACUUUGAAAAAGGCUGUCGAAAUUGCCAUGUCUAUGGAAAUGGCUGCGAAAGAGACUGUAAAACUUAAAACUGGUCCUGAAAUUGAAAUUAAACACAUAGCAAAUAAAUUUACGACUGGUCAAAAGGAGUGUUUUCGUUGUGGUAAAACAAAUCAUGAUUCAGACUCGUGUUUUCAUAAAAAAUGUCAGUGUCAUACAUGUAAACAAUAUGGUCAUUUAGGUAAACGGUGUCCUCAAAAACAGUCAAAAACUGGUAUGAAUUCAGCACAUCCGAAACCUAGUACAGCAAGGCCGCAGCGUUCAGGUAAAUUUCCAAGGAAACCAAAGAAAAAUAAAUCCAAGGUACAAUAUUUUGAAAAUGCUGAAUCUGUUGCAUAUGAAUCCGAUGCUAGUAGUGUAGACGGUGACAGUCGAGAUUGGCCGUUAUUUACCAUUAAAUCUCCAAAACAGAAAGAAAUUGUAGUGAAUGUAGACAUUGAAGGCCGUUCUCAAAAAAUGGAACUUGACACUGGUGCUUCAGUUUCAAUACUUUCAGAGACUGAUUAUAAUCAACAUUUCAAUAACAUACCACUUAAAGAUAGUUCGGUUAUUCUGAAAACCUAUACCAAUGAAACAGUUCAGAUUUUUGGCGAAAUUAAUGUUAAUGUGUGCUACGGUAGUCAGAAAGUUAACUUGCCUCUAGUUGUUGUGAAAGGUUCCGGUCCAGCAUUGUUUGGAAGGAAUUGGCUGUCAAAACUCACUUUAGAUUGGGGAAAAAUCAAAUUUACAUUCACUGAUCGAGGACUGUCUGCAGUCAAUGAACUACUGAAAAAGUUUCCUGGUGUAUUUGACAAUAAAUGUGGUACUAUGCAAGGAGUCACUGUCAAGUUGUCAGUGAAGGAUGGUAGUAAUCCAGUAUUUUAUAAACCUAGGUCGGUGCCUUAUGCUCUUCGUGAUAAGGUCGCUGUUGAAAUUGAUCGUCUUGUUAAAGAAGGAAUAAUCGAAAAAAUUUCCUAUUCAGACUGGGCUACACCAAUAGUAGCUAUUUAA